GAGGGGGGGUUAAAAAAUCAGGCAGCGCUUGGGACGCCCGCUCGAACCAACUGCCCCCCCCCACCCUUCCCCACCGCAGCUUUGGAUGACUGCACUUGUGAACUUUCGCCUUUCUUUCCUUAAGGGGCGAAAGAGGCUGCAGGGAGCUCAGGCAGCCCUAGAGCUCUUGCCCCCUUACCCUCUUUAUCCCGACUCCUCCCCAGCAUGGCUCCCUACCCCUUCCUUGCCCUCCUCGUCUCCUUCCUCCGUUUUCUCGCCGCGACGGCCUCCGAGACGCACUACCAGCCGGGAUCGAAAGUCAUGCUCUACGUCAACAAAGUGGGACCUUACCACAACCCGCAGGAGACCUAUCAUUACUACCAGCUCCCGGUCUGCUCGCCAACCCCCAUCCGCCACAAGAGCCUCACCCUGGGGGAAGUCCUUGACGGGGACCGUAUGGCCGAAUCCAUGUACGAGAUCCACUUCCGGCAGAACGUGGACAAGAAGAUCCUUUGUCAGAAGAAGCUUUCCCCGGAGGAGGUCGAGCGGCUCCGCCAGGCCAUCGAGGAGCUCUACUACUUCGAGUUCGUGGUGGACGACCUGCCGCUCCGCGGCUUCGUGGGCUACAUGGAGGAGAGCAGCUUCCUGCCCCACACCCACAAGAUCAAGCUCUGGACCCACCUCGACUUCUACCUGGAGUGGAACGGCGACCGCAUCGUCUACGCCAACGUCAGCGUCCGCAACGUGAAGCCCACCAGCUUGGACGACAUCCAGGGUGUGCUGCCCGUGGCUUACACCUACAGCGUCCAUUGGUCGGAGACCAACGCCGAGCGCCAGGGGGAACGCCGGGGAAGCCACAGCGGGGACGACGGUUUCUUCCCUCACACCUUGGAGAUCCACUGGCUCUCCAUCAUCAACUCCAUGGUGCUGGUCUUCCUCCUGGUGGGCUUUGUGGUGGUCAUCCUCAUGCGCGUCCUAAAGAACGACCUGGCCCGCUACAACCUGGAUGAGGAGGCCUCUUCGUCGUCCUCCGGGGACGAUUUUGACCAAGGAGACAAUGGGUGGAAGAUCAUCCACACGGACGUCUUCCGGUUUCCACCCUACCGCAGCCUCCUGUGUGCCGUGCUGGGCGUGGGCAGCCAGUUCCUGGCCUUGGGCACCGGUAUCAUCGUGAUGGCCCUGUUAGGCAUGUUCAACGUCCACCGGCACGGGGCCAUCAACUCGGCCGCCAUCCUCCUCUACGCCCUGACUUGUUGCAUCUCCGGUUAUGUGUCCAGCAGCUUUUACCGCCAGAUCGGUGGCGAGCGAUGGGUCUGGAAUAUAGUGCUGACCACCAGCCUUUUCUCCGCUCCUUUCUUCCUGACCUGGAGCGUGGUGAACUCGGUGCAUUGGGCCAACGGCUCCACCCAGGCCCUGCCAGUCACCACCAUCUUCCUGCUGCUGACCGUUUGGCUCCUGGUGGGCUUCCCGCUGACGGUCAUCGGCGGCAUCUUCGGCAAGAACCGGGCCACGCCCUUCGACGCCCCCUGCCGGACCAAGAACAUUGCCCGGGAAAUCCCUCCCCAGCCGUGGUACAAGUCCACCGUGGUGCAUAUGACCAUCGGGGGGUUUCUCCCCUUCAGCGCCAUUUCGGUGGAGCUCUACUACAUCUUCGCCACCGUCUGGGGCCGCGAGCUGUACACCCUUUACGGCAUCCUCUUCUUCGUCUUCGCCAUCCUGUUGAGCGUCGGGGCCUGCAUCUCCAUCGCCCUCACCUACUUCCAGCUCUCGGGCGAGGACUACCGCUGGUGGUGGCGCUCCAUCCUGAGCGCCGGCUCCACGGGCCUCUUCAUCUUCCUCUACUCCGUCUUCUACUACACCCGGCGCUCCAACAUGUCCGGCAUGGUGCAGACGGUGGAGUUUUUUGGCUACUCCCUGCUGACGGGUUUUGUCUUUUUCCUCAUGCUGGGCACCAUCUCCUUCUUCGCUUCCCUCAAGUUCAUCCGUUACAUCUACGUCAACCUGAAGAUGGACUGAGCGGCCAUUUCCGUGGCUCCGCGCGGCUCGGGUGGACGUAGCCGUACCACGCUUUCCCCCCUGGCAUCUCCACCGAGCUCCGGGGGCUGGGGGACGACACAUCGGCUGUUUACGAUUGGUUCCUUUCUCGGCUGACGUUUCGGGAGGGCGUCCCCACUUACCGUCGUGGCCCUCGCGCAGUGGCCACCCCAAAAAAACGGGACAGGAGCAGCCUUACGUUCUCCCCUGCUGGUCAGGAAAAGCCACCAAUCGGCGAUCCUCCUCCGACAAGUCUACCCAGUCGAAUACCUUUUCCCCUUUUUAAAGUUGAAAACUGCCUUCCUGCCUCAAAUGGGAUUGUUGGUUUUUUAUUUUCCCCUUUCUGGCAACGGAUAGAAACUGGAAAUCUUUUGAGAUAUUCCAUUUUUCCCAGCAGUUCAAUGGAUUAGAAGCUACUACUGGCUCACACAUAUAUCCCUAAAUACUUUUAUUAUUUCCCCCCCUGCUGACUUUCUCAUCAGUUCAAUGAAUAGAAGCGAGAUCGAGUUCAACACACCUGUUCCUAGAUAUUUAAUUAUUUUUCUCCCAUUGAUUAUCCAAUAGAAGCUACAGCCAGUUCACACACAUAUCCCUAGAUAUUAUUAUUAUUAUUCCCCUGCUGACUGUCUCAUCAGUUCAAUUAAUAGAAGUGAGAUCGAGUUCAACACACCUAUUCCUAGAUAAUUUAAUUAUUUUUCUCCUGUUGAUUAUCCAAUAGAAGCUACAGCCAGUUCACACACAUAUCCCUAGAUAUUAUUAUUAUUAUUGUUAUUAUUAUUAUUCCUCUGCUGACUGUCUCAUCAGUUUGAUGAAUAGAAGCGAGGUCGAGUCCAACACACCUCCUCCUAGAUAAUUUAAUUAUUUUUCUCCUGUUGAUUAUCCAAUAGAAGCUACCUUUCAUUCAAUAUACACGUUUCUAAAUAUUUUAUUAUUAUUUUUCCCCGUUGACUGUCAUCUGUCCAACAGAUAGAAGUUACAACUGGUUCACACACUUAUUUCUACAUUUUUUUUCACACACACCCACACCCGUUAUCUAAUCAGUUCAAUUGAUAAAAACUGCACCCAUUCCUAAAUAUUUUAUAAUCACCCCCCCCCCCCCCCAACGCUGAGUAUCUGAUGAUUUGGUCCGAUACACAUAUCUAAAUAUUUUAUUAUUAUUCUCCCUGCUGACUCUUAAUCUUAUCGGUUCAACGGAGAGAAACUGCCACAGGUUCGACAGGCAUUUCUGGAGAGUUUAUCCUUAUUUUUCCCCUGUUGAUUAUAUAAUCAGUUCAACAGGUUAAAAAAAAACCUACAUUCAGUUCAACACAUCUCCCUUUCUUCUAAUGCAUUCCCUCUCUCCCUUCUAGGUUAUUCAGAAAACGUGACAAUAUUUUAAUCUCGUUUCCUCCCUAUUUUUCAGAUUUGUUCGGUUUUGCAGAUUUCCAGCCAAGUAUAAAUGGACCGGACAUUUUUUAAACCUGACCUAACCCGAAAGAGAGAGAAAAGGAUCAACAGGCUGAUCUCACAU
Molecule: messenger RNA, 3523 nt
Organism: Thamnophis elegans (Western terrestrial garter snake)
Lineage: Eukaryota; Metazoa; Chordata; Lepidosauria; Squamata; Natricidae
Gene: TM9SF1
Product: transmembrane 9 superfamily member 1
Exons: 5
Coding region: 205-1995 (596 amino acids)
Biological process (GO): protein localization to membrane
Cellular component (GO): membrane
Source: RefSeq, a predicted model, not a curated record